This is a messenger RNA of Lottia gigantea (owl limpet), 1857 nucleotides long. RefSeq lists its product as hypothetical. Gene Ontology annotation, molecular function: protein binding. Gene Ontology annotation, biological process: SCF-dependent proteasomal ubiquitin-dependent protein catabolic process; intracellular iron ion homeostasis. Lineage: Eukaryota; Metazoa; Mollusca; Gastropoda; Lottiidae. Bases 1 to 1857 code for a protein of 618 amino acids. The record is from RefSeq and is a predicted model, not a curated record. Gene Ontology annotation, cellular component: SCF ubiquitin ligase complex. The transcript has 10 exons.
AUGGCUCCUACUUGGCCAGAAGAAGUGGAUGUCUUCUCCGUUCCUCAUUCUAGAAUGAAGGAAUUGGUUCAAGGUUACUUAGACCAGAUGACAGCUACAAACUUUUCUAACGUUAUUCAUCUUACAACUUUACUGGAGAAUCUUUGUAAUGCUUUCCAGGAAUUUAAGAUUCACGAACAAAUUGAAAAUAAGUAUAUAUUGUGUAGACUACGACAGAAACUGCGCUCCCUGUCCAUCAGGAAUAGUGCCGUGUGCAACUGUCACUCGGACAACCGUUUGUCAGAGAUGUUGGAGCUAGUCAAAGAUGGAUUCCAAUGGAUGUGGCGCCCACAAGCAGAGCGUCUCCAUUAUGGGUUUAAAUUACGCAGAGCUUUAGAAGAAUUUACUGGGAGCUUUAUUCCACAUAUGGAAGAGGAAGAAGCAAUAUUUCAACCCAUGCUGAUAGAAUAUUUCAGCUAUGAUGAAUUGAAGGCUAUUAAAGCUGAGGUUAUUAAACAACAUCUUCGUAAAGCUUCAGAUAAUUAUCAAGAAGAGAAAUUUGUUGAAGAUACCAGAUCUCGUAAGUUUUUGUCAACUUAUCUCUUGGGAUUUUGUGAAGUUUCAAGUGAAGAAGAAGAAUCAGCAGACAGUAAACCAAGUUUAGAUAUUUUACCAGAUGAGAUUCUGUUGAAUAUAUUAUCAUACUGUACCCCUAUAGACUUGACACGAUGUAGUCAGGUGUCCCAACGAUUGAAUACAUUAUCACUGGAUGGUUCUUUAUGGACACAGUUGUAUCCGGUUCACUGGGCUCAAGGUAGGUGGAGUAAUAGAAAAGAAGUUGAAGAAUCUGAUAUGGAAACCAGCGCUGAUGUGUUCGAAACUUAUAUUGUUAUAGAUGAGGAUGCUGAUGUUGAUGAGACACCAGGAAGUGAACUCUCUAGUGGAGGUGAUGACACCAUACAACAGGUUAAAAAAGAAGUGAAAGUAUUGUUAGCCAUUGUAAAAUAUUUACUGCCACGAGUCGGCCAUUUCAUCAAGAAGUGUUCUUUAGCUUACAGUAGAGGACUGAGUAAUGGCAUUGUGAAAAAAAUAUUAAAGUUUUGUCCUAACCUAGAAUAUUUGAAUUUAAAACAGACCCGAGUGACAGAUGCAGCUUUUAAAGUGCUUGGAGAAGGAAAGUAUGGUAGUAAGUUACGAUAUUUAGAUUUAACUGGUUGUAAAAACAUUACAGACUUUACCCUUCAAAAACUUGCCGAGGCUUUGCAAUAUUCUUCACCAUCGGCUUCGAACGUUUCUUCAGUGAUACCCAAAGAUUCUAAAGACUUUACUCAGAUGCAAAUUGAUCCCAUAUGUGAUAUUGAAGACUUUGAAAGAACAAGGAAAAGUGCGUCUGCAACAAAUACUGAUUCCCGCCCUAAUUCAAGACAAAGUAAGCGUGGAAUUUGUAAUCAGUUAAAGGGAGAUAACUCUCCUCAUCAGACUGAAAUAUGUUAUGACCUAAUUGUCAGUGAUACAGAAAUGAAAACUGAGAAGUCUCUGACUGUCCAGUCAUCAGAUAGUGUAGAUAAGGUAGAAACAUCAUCCAGUACUACUAGACCAGGCUUAGAAUAUCUGAAUCUGUCUGGAUGUCAGAAUAUUACAACUGAUGGAAUCAGGUAUCUGGUGGAGUUGGGAAGUCUACCGAAUUUAAGAUAUCUAAAUCUGUCUGGUUGUAUGGACGUUUCAGGGGAGAAAAUCUAUGAACUGGUUUCAAUAUGCCCUGUGUUGGACCACUCUCAGCUGUAUUAUUGUGAUAAUUUAACAGAUGAUCCAUUCCCUGAGACAGCCAGUGGGUGCUGUAAUGUAGAUUGUGGCUCACGAUUUUGUUGCAGAAAUUAG